Messenger RNA from Python bivittatus (Burmese python), 1321 nucleotides. RefSeq names its product atypical chemokine receptor 1 (Duffy blood group) (gene ACKR1). Gene Ontology annotation, cellular component: membrane. The record is from RefSeq and is a predicted model, not a curated record. Gene Ontology annotation, biological process: inflammatory response; chemokine-mediated signaling pathway. Gene Ontology annotation, molecular function: chemokine binding. Lineage: Eukaryota; Metazoa; Chordata; Lepidosauria; Squamata; Pythonidae.
ACUCGGAAGAUUCAAUCCGCUUGGUGUAUCCUGUCUCUUGAAACCCAAGAGCACACCCACUUUGCUUUAUCUUCUUUCCCCCUCCUUCCCCCACCAUCUUAUCUUACAGGACCAUUUGCCAACUCUGAAGGCUGUUGGGUCUACAAGAUCACAGACUUCAGUAGAAGCCACCACGCUUGGAGUAGACAUCAUGGGUAACUGCAUUCAGACUGAUCAAAGCUACAGCAUCAUCUUCAAUUUCUCAGCCGACCCAGAUUUCUGGCAGCAGAUCGACAACUUCACCCAGAAUGAAACAGAGGAAGACUACUGGCCACAGAACGUCGCUGAACCGUGCCAGUACACUUUUUGCUCCACGUUUAUUGGUGGUAUUCCGAUUUUCCUGGGAAUAGCCAGCACCCUGGGAAUCUUAGGCAAUGUGAUGCUUGGGGUCGCCUUGGCCAAGUGCCCUCGGUUUUGGGAUCAACGCCAUCCAGGCAAAGUGGAACUCUUUCUGCUCGCAAUAGCGGGGGUCACCUUUGCUUCCAUUUUGCCCUUUUUCGCCCUGGGAAUCAGCCGGAGAUGGGCCUUUGAAGACCGACUCUGCCAAGUGGCCCAUGGACUGAAGUUCGGGUGCCUCUUUGCUCAGGGGUUGCUGGCAGCUGGCAGUGCCUGCCAAAGUCCCUGGGGUCUCCCCAGGCCACUUUUGCCCACCCUGCUCUGGAUCAUGGGAUUCCUCUGUGCGACCCCAGCGGCUCUGGUGAGCAGCACUAAUGGAGUCUGUGUCCCAAAUGGUCUCACUGAGCUUCACACCUGGUCCCUGGUCCAUGUUGUUUUCUGCUUGGUCAUUUUCGUACUUCUCCCACCCACCAUGAUGUGUCUCAAAGGGUGUGGAAAGAGCUGGCACCCCCAUUUUAAUAUCAGCUGGGUUUUUUAUCUCUUCUGGGCCCCCUAUGGUGUCGCCGUGUUUCUGGUCAUGCUUCAGGAAGAAACAUCACUUACCCAAGCUUGCAGUUUUCUGGAACAUCUCAACUCCUUUCUGGGGUUCUCUGAAGGAUGGGGUAUCCUUCACUGCUACCUGUGCCCCUUGUUAAUUUUGGGGUUGGGCUUUUAUCACCGAAGGACAGUCCAAAUGGGGAAGUGCUAAUUUGAAAGGUCUCUCCUUUCCACAAUCUGGAACUGGACCUCCCUGUUGCAUCUCCUUCCCUUCCUGCAAUGAAGCUAUGGAGGCCCAUCCCUGGUGCUGUGACAAGCAAGCUUUAAUUAUGCAACAAACCAAAUUCUGCCUUUGAGUUCUGGCUUCAACAAGGGUGUUUUCUGCAUCGCAAAUAAAAGCUUUUUUGAA